Molecule: messenger RNA, 2855 nt
Organism: Dunckerocampus dactyliophorus (ringed pipefish)
Lineage: Eukaryota; Metazoa; Chordata; Actinopteri; Syngnathiformes; Syngnathidae
Gene: and1
Product: actinodin1
Exons: 7
Coding region: 469-2640 (723 amino acids)
Source: RefSeq, a predicted model, not a curated record
UUCAACCAUACUGUAUAUAUAAAGAGUUGACUGUUUCAAAAAUAUAUUUAGGUUAGGUUUUUAUUCAGUUUUAACUAAUUAUUUCAGUUUUAAGUAAUUAUUUUUGAUUUGGAAAAAUGAUGCAAUAUUUUCAAAAACUUGAAUGCAAAGGAGAAACGUAUGAGAUAAGGCAAGCCUUAGAAUUGAUAACAUUGACUGUGAUGAAUGAUUAAAUCUAGAGCAAUGAGAAUUUAUUCAAAACUUUCCACCCGUCAGUCCCAAAACUGUCCUUUUCAUAAAAUGUAAUAUAUAUAGAUAUAUAGUUUUUUUGUUGUUGUUGUUUUUUUUUAAUUAAAUCCUGUCUGUAAACUGACAUACAUUUCAUCCCCCAUAUAUGCCUUGAGGGUUAUCCAAUUGGGCCAAACCUGCAGAAGCCCUCAGCCAAUCAGGGCCCUUGUUGAUGUGGUUCUCAGCCACCCCCACCACCUCAUGUGUGUUUUCUGCACGAGUGUUAAUGAAUACCUGUUGUGUGUCAAUGAUGAUGGGCCUUGUUUAAAACCUGGCUCCAUUCCGUCCGUCACAGCAGUUUGUCUCAGGGAGUCUAGCCACACACACACAUUGAGCACAGGUGGACCAUCAGUCAUCCUCCCGGUCCCUCAGAAUCCCCCAGCUGGAUCCGCAGUGAGACUUGUCGCCAAGGCAACCACAGGACAAGAGAAGAGUCAAGUCAUGGCCGGACCGAGGAUGACAAGUUUCUCCGCCACACUGGUCACCGCUCUGCUGGCUGCCACGGCGAUGCUGAUGCUGCUGCCAGCCGACGUGUCCACUGGGCCGGUCGCCGGCAAGGCCAAAAGAGAUGCGGGGGAGAGCAUCCAGGAGAAGGCGGCGGCGGCGGCAUCCCAUAGGAGGCUGAUCCGCAACCGCAGGAACAUCAGCUGGUACAAGCAGCACUCGGACUUCUGGAGCUGGUACAAGUACUUCACGGACAACGGCAACCAGGAGGCAGUUCAGGAGAUGGACCGCAUCUACCUGGCCUACCUCCAGAACAAGAACCGCGCAGAGGGCCGUCGCUCCUACAAAGCCUACCUGCGCCACCUGGGGGAGAUCUACAAGUCUUGUGCCGACUCGGACGACCCAAACUGUGUGGCCUCCUACACCAGCAGGCCCAAGCCAGAGCCCCCAAAGCCCGCACCAGUCAAAACCUGUGACCCAACCAAAGAUGCCUACUGCCUGUACGCCGCCUUGGUCUCAGGCAAGAGUCCAUAUUUGCCACUAGUGCUGCCCGCCGCAAGCCCUGCACCUGCUCCCGUGAAGGCUCCCGCCCCUCUCUACGUGCGCUCUGCCCCAGCUAAAGACCCGCAGUCAGGUUACUACUACUACGCACCGUCAUCAGUGUCUUUCCUUUCUAAGGAGCAGAAGGCUGAACUUCUGCGUAUCUGCGGCGCCGAGGACGUCGAGUGUUUGCAAUACCACCUGAGAGCCGCCUAUGGUUACUCACCCUCUGCUGGCGCUCCACCCUCCUACGCCCACCUCGGCUGUGACCCACAGAAAGACCCUGCCUGCAAACCCCAGAUGAUGCAGAAGGCCCCCUCUGGCCUCUAUCUGAAGUACCCCAACUGUGACCCACUCAGGGAUCCAUACUGUGCCUACGCCGCCUCCCUAGUGGCACCCCGGGCCCCCAACCUCCCUGCCCCUGCUGGCCCGGGAUCCUGCAACCCCCUCUUUGAGGAUGGCUGCAACCCUCUCACCGCCACCAAAUUUGCCACACCCCCAGAGGCGUACAAACAAGAGGAAACCGAGGAGGCCGCUGCCCUUCGUGCCCCUCCCCCUGUGGCCGAGCACUACAACGAUCCCUAUGCCAUGUAUAGGGAUGCUUAUGCUAACCCUAACAGAGUUACCGAUCAUUACGCCAUGCACCGCCAGGCUAGCGCCCCUGCUUCACCGCCAGCCAAUGACCCGUAUGCAAUGCUGCGCCGCUUCAUGGCUCACGCUCAGGGCACCGACCCAUACGCCCCAAGCAUGGAGGCGGCGCCCGAGUCCAGCCCCAACGACCCCUUCUCCGCGAUGAGAGAGCCCACCGCUGGGAUCCACCGCCACAGUCCUCACGCCCCCAGGCACCAAUACCCAUUCUCUCAGCCCAAUUAUGAGGAGCCCAUCCGGGAGGAGCGCCACCCUCUGGGCCCCCCAGGAAAAACCAAGGAGGGCUACGACUGCUUCAUCGGCUACGACCGUGAGUGCUACCCGUUGAAGCCCGUCGAGCCUCGACCCAACGCUCACAACCGCAUCCCCUUCCCCGCCGAGGCCUACGAGCCUCACCUGAACGCCGACGGCACUCGCAGCGGUGUCCUGGAACCUGCCAACCCCCACUGCGACCCCGAGUACGACCGGGACUGCCGCCUGCGCCGCUUCGAACAGGCCGAGCCCAAACCCGAGCCCAAGCCCGAGUCCAGCCAGGCGGAGGUGGCGGGGAGCGAGCGGCAGCAGGAGCAGGACCCCUACGAGGCUGAGCCAUACCAAAGCGGCCAGGAGGAGCCUCACAUGUCUUACCAGCCCCCAUCGCACGUCAUGCCGAGCCUCCAGGACAUACUGAGACGCUACGGAGACCAGUUCCCUGAGCAGGACGACCACAGAGCCUACGCGGACGACUACCACAAGAAAUAAACACGUGCAUGAGCGUGGAGAUGGACAUGAAAACACAAACACCCUCUCUGUUUGAACGGGACCCAGUAUGGGCCACAUGACAGAAAUCUAUGGACCCCAUGAACAAGAGAGCAUCUUUAGCUCCGCUAAUGCUUUGCUUCCAGCAGACCUCCACCAAGCACUGGAAUGACUUCUCAAUGCUACGCUUUGCUUCACUUAAAUAGCCAGUGACCACU